Molecule: messenger RNA, 2348 nt
Organism: Mycetomoellerius zeteki
Lineage: Eukaryota; Metazoa; Arthropoda; Insecta; Hymenoptera; Formicidae
Product: aminoacylase-1
Exons: 5
Coding region: 294-1499 (401 amino acids)
Biological process (GO): amino acid metabolic process
Cellular component (GO): cytoplasm
Molecular function (GO): aminoacylase activity
Source: RefSeq, a predicted model, not a curated record
UUCGAUUCGAGCGCGUCGCUGUGACGUCAACGCCGGUAACCGGCGGCAAUUGGGCGAGCCGUGGCCGCGGUGUGGUCGCGCGGCAUUCCGGCCGCGACGGUACUCCGGACUGACUCCGCUCCGACGCCGCUGUCUGCUCGUGACAGUCGAACGCUGACGGUAGGCGUCUGGACGCGCGCACCUUGUCGGCGUACGGACGGACGAUCGGGCAUUGAGGAAGCGUACCGCUGAUCGCGAGGGUAAGAACCACGAGCGGCGAUAAAGGGAGCGAGCGAACGGAUCACCUCGGAGCGAUGUCGCAGACCGAACUCGACGAAACAGCUGUGGAGAAUUUCCGCGAGUACCUGCGGAUACCGUCGGUGCAGCCGGACGUCAACUACGAUGAAUGCGUGGAAUUCUUAACUAGACAAGCACAGUCUCUCGACUUACCAAUCAAAAUUUAUCACGUACAUCCUAAAAAACCGAUUGUGAUUUUAACAUGGGUGGGAACGGAACCUACGAAGCAGUCGAUUCUCUUGAGCAGUCACAUGGACGUUGUACCUGUUUUCGAAGACAAAUGGACCUAUCCGCCGUUCAGCGCACACAUGGACGAGCAAGGCGACAUCUACGCUCGCGGCAGCCAGGACAUGAAAUCCGUGGGAAUACAAUAUUUGGAGGCGAUCCGUAGACUGAAACUGAACGGACAACGUUGCCAACGCACUAUCCACCUCUCUUUCCUCCCGGACGAGGAGAUCGGCAGUGUUCUCGGAAUGAAAGCCUUUGUGCACACUGCAGACUUUAAAGCUCUGAACAUCGGUUUCACGCUGGACGAAGGUGUAGCUUGCCCACUCGAGAACUUUUACUUGUUUUACGGAGAAAGAUCGAUUUGGCAUGUCGAAAUAAAGUGCAUGGGCAAUCCCGGUCAUGGAUCCAUCAUGUUCGACAACACGGCUGGGGAAAAGUUAAGAGUCAUAAUCGAUCGUUUCACAGACUUCAGAGCCUCCGAAAAAGCAAAAUUAACCACAGAUCCUAGCAAAUUAGUAGUUGCUCUUGGCGGAGUGACAUCUGUAAAUCUUACGAAAAUUUGGGGUGGAGUCCAAACUAACGUUAUACCCAACGAGCUAAGCGCUAUGUUCGACAUUCGUUUAACGCCUUCUGUUGAUCACGAGGAAUUCGAGGCUACUAUCAAACGCUGGUGCGAAGAAGCUGGUCCAGAUGUAACUUAUUCCUUCGAUGAGAAAAAUCCCAGAAUUGAGAACACCAAAUUAGAUGAGUCUAAUCCAUACUGGAUCGCUUUCAAAAAUACUUGCGAUGAAAUUGGUAUCGAUUUGGAAGUCGGUAUCUUCGCGGGAGGUACAGACGGCCGUUUUGUGCGAGGGGUGAGCAUCAAACUGGUCUUUGUACNGAUGAACAAUACGAAGAUACGUCUUCACGAUCACAAUGAAUAUCUAAACAAAGAUAUUUUCCUGAAGGGAAUAGAGAUAUAUACUAAAAUAAUACCGUCUGUUGCAAAUGUUUAAACGAAUAUACCAUACAUUAUGCAUCAGAUUUUAAAAGUGCCAUAGUCGAAUGUUUAGAGCUACUGACAGCUGAAUUCGACCUUUCUACCAGUGAAAAGCGUAUUAAUCAGAAUACCUUGAGUUUAAGAGAUCGCAAUUAACGUGCAAUGAUAUCCUAAGUCAAUAUAUAUUUCUAUAUUACAUUUAUAUAUAUUGUUAUGCUAUUUAAAAUUUUUAUUAUUGUUGGAUGGAUUUGAAAGAUAUGCAAAUUCAAACGAGAAAUAAUGUAAUACGAGAAAAGAAGGAAGAAGUGAAUAUCCUUGAAGAAACGAUGAGUGACAGUUCAAUUAAAAAAUGAGGCUUCAAGGAAAUUCCAAACACAGAAGAUAAAUGGAAUGGAAUGUAACGUGGAUGUACAUUAAUCACAAUGACAUCGAGAAAAGGAUAUUGAAUUUAAUAAAUAUUGUGAACAAAAAUCGAACAUACAAGAUUUUUAUGUCUGAAGAAUACAAGAAAACAAUGGUGCUAUAAAUGGGGCCAAAGCAAUCUGCUCAAAUUAGAGAAACUUUUAAAUAUUAUUAUUUCCCCGUGAAGUACUUGUAUUAAAUACAGUACUUACAUAAAGUAUAUAUACAAGUGUUUUAUAUCGAAAAAAAAAAAAUAUUUUUGUAAGAUUGUGUGUGACAACGUCCAGAAGCGUGUAUUUUGGUGAUCGAGAAUUAUCAAGAUCGAGGCAUCGAGGGAAACGAAAUAAUCAAAAUGUUUUUGUAAUACAUAUAUUUUAAAGAAGUAAGGCAGAGGAAUGUAUUAACGUGAUAAAUGUUACGAAUAAAAUACGGAAAGAAAUGUACAGAGAAGUAAUUCGCAUAA